CUCGUACAAAGUUGCGUGAAGUCUGCUCCCAAACGUUUGGAUGGGUGUUGCCUAUAUUACCGUCUGAUGUGUAGUUUCCCUGUUCAGUUUGCGAAGUCGUCUUUAAACUUGAGGUUCGAGUUAUGUCGUUACACGGAAAAGCAGCUCUUGUUACCGGCGCAGCGCAGGGCUUGGGGGAGAGCUUUGCGGAGAUCCUUUUAAAAAAUGGUGCAAAGGUGGCUCUGCUGGACGUAAAUGAAGCGGUGGGGAAGGUUCUGAAGUCUACUUUCGAUAAGGAGUAUGGCCCCGACCGCACUAUGUUCUUAAAAUGCGACGUGAAGUCCGACGAUCAGUUUAAGGACGCAUUCGAGGAGGCCAUCAAGAAGUUCCAGAAGAUCGACAUCGUGUGCAACAAUGCUGGCUUGGUCGAUGAGAAGGACUGGGAAAGGGCACUGGCCACGAACCUGGGUGGUGUUAUAAGGGGCACCAACCUGGCCCUUUCGUACAUGAAGAAACAAAAUGGUGGUCAUGGAGGGGUCAUCAUCAACGUGUCGUCGAUGGCGGGAUUGUUUCCCCUGUUGACCGCUCCGAUCUACACGGCCACCAAAUAUGGAGUGCUGGGCUUCAGCCGCGCUAUCGCUGAUAUGUCCAAGGUUUGCAACUUUGGCGUGAGAAUCAACACUCUAUGUCCGUCUUUCACCGAAACGGCCAUCCUCUCGUCCCUGUAUACUGCGGACACCGUCAAAGAGAGCCCCGGCCUCCAGGAGUUGAACCAGAAGAUAAUAGAUACCACGGGGAUUCUGGAUGUUUCCGUGGUUGGCGAAGCAUUUCUGCAACUGGCGACGGAUGAGAGUAAGAACGGGUCGGUGCUGAUGGUGACCAAGAAACAUACUGGGGACGUGUCGUUCCCCAAGGUCUCCGAGGAUCUUACCAAUCUGGUAUCCGUGCUUCCGGUUUGAGCUCCACCCACGUUCUUCACGAGGAGACGUGAAACGUGUGAGGUGCCAUCGACCACUGCAGGCAUGACCUUCGAUCUUUCUGCUUUCUCUGAUACCUAGUUGAGUAAUCAAAGACCCCUUUUUUUAUAUAGAAUAAGCACACCUUCAGUUCUCAUUUUGCAGCUGAUUAUACUCAGCAGCAGUCACAAGCUGUCGCUUAAAUGCAGCGUUUCUCAAACUUUUUUGUCUUGGGGACCAGUCAUGUCAGGCUUUGGGGCUGCAGGACCCAACAUGCCGCCCCCUAUAGAUAGAUAGUAUUGCUAUUAUUAUUAUUAUUAUUAUUGUUAUUAUUAUUAUUAUUAUACCUGAUCUGACUGAAUUUUGAUUGGUGCACAAGCGAGGCUCCGCGGUCUGGCAGGAAGCCUCUCAUGGACCAGCGCCGGUCCGCAGCCCAUAGUUUGAGAGACGCUGACUUAAUGCACAUUGAGGAAGCUUCUGCAUUAUUUUACGUUACAGAAUGUGCCGAUUUGCUGUUUUGUCUGAUUGUUAGCAGCCUAAUCUGUUCGACGCUCUCAGCGCUGCGCUUCUGCCCAUUCUUGCCCAGCUGCUCCAAAACCGCUUACAAUCCUACCCAGGGCAUUCGUGGGAAGCUCGGCCUACAUGGAAUUAUGUCUGGUUGACUCCUCGAAAGCGUGAAUGUUUUUGUAAUGUGCUGUUUACCUCACUUUGUAUGUCAGUGUAAACAAAAGGAUCUGCUAAAUUAAAAACUAAAAACUUUAA
This is a messenger RNA of Brienomyrus brachyistius, 1697 nucleotides long. RefSeq lists its product as uncharacterized. The record is from RefSeq and is a predicted model, not a curated record. The coding region runs from base 123 to 938 and encodes 271 amino acids. Lineage: Eukaryota; Metazoa; Chordata; Actinopteri; Osteoglossiformes; Mormyridae. The transcript is spliced from 8 exons. Gene Ontology annotation, molecular function: oxidoreductase activity, acting on the CH-OH group of donors, NAD or NADP as acceptor. Gene Ontology annotation, cellular component: cytoplasm.